Molecule: messenger RNA, 1251 nt
Organism: Mesorhabditis spiculigera
Lineage: Eukaryota; Metazoa; Nematoda; Chromadorea; Rhabditida; Rhabditidae
Source: the annotation of a GenBank genome assembly
AUGUUCAACACGGGCAAAUUCGCCGGCAAGACGGCGAUCAUCACCGGGGCGUCGCGCGGUAUCGGCAAGGAGAUCGCGCUGAAGUUGGCGAAGGAUGGGGCGAAUAUCGUGGUAGCUGCCAAGACGGUCACCCCGCACCCAAAACUCCCCGGCACCAUCUACACGGCCGCCGAGGAGAUUGAGAAGGCCGGAGGAAAGGCCCUCGCUUUUGCCGUUGAUGUCCGUGACGAGAAAUCGGUGAAUGAUUGUGUCCAGGAAACGGUGAAAAAAUUCGGCGGCGUCGACAUUUUGAUCAACAACGCUUCGGCGAUCGCGCUGACCGGCACCCUGGAGACGGAGAUGAAGCGCUACGACCUGAUGCACUCCAUCAACACGCGCGGCACCUUUUUGAUGUCCAAGACCGCGCUGCCCUACCUGAAACAAGCGAAAAACCCGCACAUCCUCAACAUUUCCCCUCCACUCGUCAUGGAUUCCCUCUGGUUUAGGAGUCACGUCGCGUACACGAUGGCCAAAUACGGGAUGUCGAUGUGUGUGCUUGGAAUGCACGAAGAGUUCCGCCAAGAGGGCGUCGCCGUGAAUGCCCUGUGGCCGUUGACCGCCAUCUGGACAGCCGCCAUGGACAUGCUCUCAUCCGGCCAGGGCGCGGACGGGUGCCGUCAUCCAGCCAUUAUUGCAGAUGCUGCCUACGCGAUGCUGUCCCGCCGUUCCAAGGAGUACACCGGCCACUUUGCCAUCGACGAAGACGUGCUGAAGGAGGAGGGCAUCACCGAUUUCAACAAAUAUGCCGUCAAGCAGGGCGCCCCCCUCAUCGCCGACUACUUCUUGCCGGCCGACCGGUUGAAGCAGUUCCAGCUGACAAUCGACGACACGAAGAGCAAGAAACGAUCGGCGUCCCGUGAAGCGAUCACGAAGGAUGUCGUCAGUCAGGAGAUUGAUAAGGUACUGAAAGUGGUGAAAGCGGCGCUGAGCGAGGAGUUGGUCAAAAAGCUCAACGGCAUCUUUGUCUUCACCGUCUCUGGCAAAGUGAACCGCUCGAUUUCGAUUAACCUGAAGGAGGGGACCGGAUCGAUUACGGAGGGGAAACCCGAGAAGGCCGACGUCGAAUUCUCGUGCUCGGAUGAGGAUUUCCUGCGGCUUUUCAACGGUGAACUUUCGGCCCUGGUCGCGUUUUCGAUGAAGAAACUGCAGAUUAAGGGCAACAUGCAAAAAGCGAUCGCCCUGGAGAGUCUGAUGAAGAAGCUGAAGAAGAAU